Racocetra persica is the source of this 223-nucleotide messenger RNA. The record is from the annotation of a GenBank genome assembly. NCBI's taxonomy places the organism in Eukaryota, Fungi, Glomeromycota, Glomeromycetes, Diversisporales, Gigasporaceae.
AGAUAAAUAGUUUUGACUCUGACGUGGAUAAUAAUAUCAAUAAAGAUAAUUGCGAAGCAAGGAGAAGAAAAGAAAAAAACAAACCCCCUAAGAUUGCAUAUUAUUAUAACGAAACUAGAAACACUUAUCUUAAGGAAGAAACUGUUAAGCCUAACCCCUCAAGAUCCUUACAAAAUCGAAAGUUUGGAGCCCAGACAACAUUUUUAGCUCCAGCAAUUUCUAG